CAAACAAAGCCUAGGGAAUUUUAAAUUUUCGUAGCUCAAUGCUCAUAAUAAAAGUCAAUACUGGCCAUUCUUGUCAUUUUCCUUUAUUCUCAUAAAUUCUUUUAACGUCAGUGUAAAAGGCCAGCUACUUCUUUUCAGUGUUUUUUCCCCGUUGAUUACGCUUCAUUCCAUUGUUUCUAUCACUGCUAACCCCAUUAUUAUAACCUGGAAUUUUUUCCCUCUUUCCGCAAUUGCCGCAAUAAAAUAGUUAGAAGAUAAAUGAAGUGACUUUGAACAUAGUUUCUCACUUUCUUGAUCAUAUAAAUAUAAAUUUCAAUGAUCUUCCGAAUUUGCAUUAUGCUACUUGGAAAACUAAGCUUGACCCACGUCAAGAUUUAGUCUAAGUUCAUCUGGGUCAGUCUUUGUUUGCAGUGAAACACUGUAUAAAUAUAUAAUUCCUAUGAUCUUUGGAAUUUGCGUUGUGCUACUUCAAAACUAAGCUUGACCCACGUCAAGAUUUAGUCUAAUUUCAUUUGGGUCAGUCUUUGUUUGGACUAAAAUGGAUCACUAACAUUUUUGUCUCACAAUGGGUUGUGUGGCAUCCAAGCAAAAAACAGUGUCGGUAACACCUGCAUUUGAUCAUUCAGGUGAAGAUGUCGGGUCGGGUCGGAGCAGGGUCGGGAGUGGUGGGUUCGGAUUGGAUUUUGAUUUGAAGAAGGUGAAGAAGAGGGGGGAUUCGGGUCUGAGUGGUGGGGGGAGCGAGUUGAGUGAGUCGGGUCGGGUCAGUUCAAAUGGGUGUGGUAGUGAGUCCGUUAGUUUUAGGUUAGGGAAUUUGCAUAAAUAUGUGGAAGGUGAACAAGUGGCUGCUGGUUGGCCUGCUUGGUUGAGUGCUGUUGCAGGUGAAGCUAUACAAGGAUGGGUACCUCUCAGAGCUGAGUCUUUUGAGAAAUUGGAAAAGAUAGGUCAGGGUACAUACAGCAGCGUAUUCAGAGCACGUGAUUUAGAAAGUGGAAGGACAGUUGCCCUGAAGAAGGUGCGAUUCGAUAACUUCGAGCCAGAAAGUGUUAGAUUUAUGGCACGAGAAAUUAUGAUCCUCCGCAGGCUUGAUCACCCCAAUAUCAUUAAAUUAGAGGGUCUAAUUACCUCCAGAUUGUCUUGUAGCAUGUAUCUUGUGUUCGAGUAUAUGGAACAUGAUAUUUCAGGACUCCUGUCUCGUUCAGAAGUUGAGUUCAGCGAAUCACAGAUUAAAUGCUACAUGAAGCAGUUGUUGUCUGGAAUCGAGCAUUGUCAUUCACGAGGUGUAAUGCAUCGGGACAUCAAAGGUGCAAAUCUUCUGGUAAAUAAUGAUGGAAUAUUGAAGGUUGCAGAUUUUGGAUUGGCAAACUUCUAUAACUUUGGACGGAAGCAACCACUAACCAGCCGAGUUGUCACUUUAUGGUAUCGUCCUCCAGAGCUUCUGUUGGGCUCCACGGAGUAUGGAGCCUCUGUGGAUCUUUGGAGUGUUGGAUGCGUGUUUGGUGAAUUUCUCACUGGUAAACCUAUUCUUCAGGGGAGAACUGAGGUUGAACAACUGCAUAAAAUUUUCAAGCUCUGUGGAUCUCCACCAGAUGAUUACUGGAAGAAAUCUAAACUUCCUCAUGCAACUCUAUUUAAACCGCAACAACCUUAUGAGAGCUGUCUGUGGGACACCUUUAAAGAUCUAACCAAAAGUUCAGUCUCACUCAUAGAGACUCUUCUUUCCGUGGAGCCACCCAAACGAGGAACUGCUACUUCUGCCCUUGCAUCUGAGUACUUCAAGACAAAGCCUCACCCCUGUGAUCCUUCAAGCCUGCCAAAGUAUCCACCAAGCAAAGAGAUUGAUGCCAAACAUUGUGAAGAAGCAAAAAGGAAGAAGCCUAGUGGAAGAGCCCGUGGUCCUGAGACAACCAGAAAGUCAAUCAGAAAACAGAAUUCGACCAAUAAACUGGCACCUGAAGAGAAGUUACCCAUCCAAAAGCAAGGCGUUCCUAAAAGUAAUGGCAGUAGUCUGGGUACUCAAAAAGUAGGAGACAUUAUUAUAGGUCUCGAGCGACCUAAGCCACCAGUUGAUUUGAAGGGAGAGGCUUCCCACAUUAAGAAUGCAUCUCAAGGCGAUGUUCCCUUUUCAGGCCCUCUUCAAGUUUCAGGAUCAAGUGGUUUUGCAUGGGCGAAAAGACGUUUUGAUGAUUCAUCAAGGAGUAAAUCAAGUUCAAGAAGCCUAAAGUUUGAACCUUGUUCAGGUGCACUUCAUAUUAAAAAUAACACGGCGCUAAAAAGACAAGAUAACUGUGAAGCUAAAAAUGGAAGUCGCACCAAUUCUAAGGGUCGUGACACCUAUGAAUCCACCAAAUAUGCAAUGCAACAACAUUGGAGCCAAUUCGAGCAAACAGAUUCGUUUGAUGCUUCUGAGGGUUACCACUCACAAGAACUGUCGCUGGCUCUCUAUCUGAAAGAGGAAACAGCUUUCAAGAGGAUCAAUGUGGUUCAGGAUCCUAUGGACAAAGUUGAAUUCUCAGGACCCAUACUAUCUCAAUCACACAGAGUUGAUGAACUCCUGGAGAAACAUGAGCGCCAGGUCCGCCAAGCUGUUCGACGAUCAUGGUUCCAAAGAGUGAGGAAAAAUGGAAACUGAUUGCAUGGUGCUCCAGUUUCACACGGUAUACAGAAAAGAAAUGAAGUACAGGAAUUUUGACAGUGGAUUCACAACAAACUAGAAGUUUCAUAUACUCAAGUGGAGCUGUUGAUCUCGAUCCCUAGCAGUGUGCAGGAGACUAACAAAGUUAAGAACCAAAUUCUGUUCAAGAGCAGAAAGUGCUUCAAGAAAAUAAGCAAGGGCUGAACCUGCUUCAUUCUUUCAAUUUCUUAAAGCCCUGAAAAUAAAUUCCCUGAGAAUUGUCUCUCCCCUCUCAUCCCUGGCCUCAAUGUAUAUAGUUCUUAGCUGUCAAAACUCACUCAUUUUUACCCUUUGUCACAGAGUAGUGAGUGUAUUCUGUACCUUGCUGAUAAGUGAUAGCCCUGAUACAUAUAUUUGUUCCAAGGGGACCGAGUUAAGAAGCUGAUGCAAUUUUCCGGCUGCGUUGUGGCAUGUUAGAGAAACUCCAUUGUCAUUGCCAAGAAAAUCCAAGUAGAUAUAGGAUAAAGAUGCAUAGUUUGGGAGGAUAUGAGUCCCAGAAGGUCAAUCACCAGUUCAUAUGAAUAGCUUUGUCACGACCCAAACUCAUGGCACGCACUGUCCACCUUGGCCCAACAGACCUCACAAACUUGUCCCUCGGGGUACACCAUCGUCUAGUCCAAAAGUGUGUGUAUCAUGUACUUGUAUUAUGCCUUAUAAGCUCGUCAUUUCUUUUCCCAUUUCGAUGUUGGAUUCGUCUAAAGCAUCAUAUGUAUCCUUUUUCAUAA
Lycium barbarum (goji berry) is the source of this 3396-nucleotide messenger RNA. RefSeq names its product protein IMPAIRED IN BABA-INDUCED STERILITY 1. Gene Ontology annotation, molecular function: cyclin-dependent protein serine/threonine kinase activity; ATP binding; RNA polymerase II CTD heptapeptide repeat kinase activity. The transcript is spliced from 9 exons. Gene Ontology annotation, biological process: positive regulation of transcription elongation by RNA polymerase II; protein phosphorylation. Gene Ontology annotation, cellular component: cyclin-dependent protein kinase holoenzyme complex; nucleus. Bases 566 to 2629 code for a protein of 687 amino acids. Lineage: Eukaryota; Viridiplantae; Streptophyta; Magnoliopsida; Solanales; Solanaceae. The record is from RefSeq and is a predicted model, not a curated record.